Molecule: messenger RNA, 1527 nt
Organism: Chlorella variabilis
Lineage: Eukaryota; Viridiplantae; Chlorophyta; Trebouxiophyceae; Chlorellales; Chlorellaceae
Exons: 13
Coding region: 1-1527 (508 amino acids)
Cellular component (GO): endoplasmic reticulum membrane
Molecular function (GO): phosphatidate cytidylyltransferase activity
Source: RefSeq, a predicted model, not a curated record
AUGAGGGAGGCAGCACAGCCGAGCCCCAGGGCUACCGAGGCCCGCGCCGUGCUGGCGCGGAAAGGCAGCGGCCUGCGGCGGCGGACCCGCGGCACGCCCGACCGUCAGAACUCAGGAGGUGGGCUCAACGGGAAGGAAACGCUGCUGAUCGACCAGCCCCCGGCCUCCAAGUACCGCUCCUUCCGCACCCGCUUCAUCUCUUCCAUCGUCCUCAUCGCCUCCUUCCUCACCAUCAUCUGGGCGGGGCACGUGCCCCUGAUGUUCAUGACCAUGAUGGUGAAGGAGCUCUUCACGCUGGCGCGCCACGCCCAGGCCGAGCGCAAGCUGCCCGGCUUCCGUGCCCAGCAGUGGUUCUUCUUCUGCGUGGCCGCCUUCUGGAGCUACGUCAGGUUCAUCAAGAACAACCUUGUGGUGGAAAUCACCUCCUCCGCCCGCCUCGCCCGCAUGUUUGGCUGGCUGCUCAAGCGCCACACCAUCGUGUCCUUCUACCUGUACUGCGCCGGCUUUGUGAGCUUCGUGCUGACACUGAAGAAGGGGCGGUACACGUACCAGUUCGGGCAGUACGCGUGGACACACAUGAUCCUCAUGGUCGUCUUCAUGCCCUCCUCCUUCUUCGUGUCCCUGCUGUUUGAGGGCAUCAUCUGGUUCCUGCUGCCCACGGCGCUGGUCAUCGUGAACGACAUCAUGGCGUACCUGGCGGGCUUCUUUUUCGGCCGCACCCCGCUGAUCAAGCUGUCCCCCAAGAAGACGUGGGAGGGCUUCCUCGGGGGCUGCGUCGGCACAGGCACGCCGCGGCUGGCCGGAGCUGCCUGCUGCCACCCGCGAGGCGCUGCUGCAGCAGUCCCAGGGGGCAGGGAGCGGAGGGUGGUGGCCGCCUGGUAUGGCGCCCUCCUCAUGUCCCAGUUCAAAUGGUUCAUCGGCCCGCGCACGGACCUGUCCAUUUGGAAGCCCAUGCCGUGCGCCGAGGUGCCCGAAACCUUCCGGCCCCACACCUUCCGACUGGCGGACGUGCUUGUGAGCCUGGGGGACGAUGCCAACCCCGCCCUCAACGACCUGGUGUACAGCGUUGGCGCCCUGCUGCCGCCCCGCCUGCGCGCCGCCAUCGCCGCCUUCUCCUUCACAUGCCUCCCCAUGCAGCUGCACGCGGUCUCCCUGGCCAUGUUUGCCUCCUUCAUCGCCCCCUUUGGCGGCUUCUUCGCCUCGGGCUUCAAGCGCGGCUUCAAGAUCAAAGACUUUGGGGACUCCAUCCCAGGGCACGGUGGCGUGACAGACCGCUUCGACUGCCAGGUGGUGAUGGCGGUGUUUGCCUACAUCUACUACAACAACUACGUGGCCCCCAGCAGCGCCUCUGUGGGCACCGUCAUGAGCGCGGCACUGAAGCUGACGCCGCUGCAGCAGGCGCGUGCCGCGUGUGUGCACCUGGAGGUGCUGGAGCGGCUCAGCAACGUGCUGCAGAGCCAGCAGAUGCUGGCGCCGGCGCUGGGCGGCGCGAUAGCCAAGGCGGCCAGCGCGGCGAUGGGAAGAUGA